UCACUGUCAGUGUGUGUGUGUCAGUGUGUGUGUGUGUUACUGUCAGUGUGCAUGUGUCACUGUGUGUGUCAGUGUGCGUGUGUCUGUGCAUGUCACUGUUGUUGUGCAUGUGUGUCACUUGUGCAUGUGUCACUGUGUGUGUCAGUGUGCAUGUGUCUGUGUGUGUGUGUCACUGUCAGUGUGUGUGUAUUACUGUCAGUUCAGACAUUGCACAGCAAAGGCAGCAGCACUGGCAGCAUGGAGGCAAGAGCUGGACAAGAAAGAUGA
Gopherus evgoodei (Goodes thornscrub tortoise) is the source of this 267-nucleotide messenger RNA. RefSeq lists its product as uncharacterized. The annotation marks the transcript as partial. Lineage: Eukaryota; Metazoa; Chordata; Testudines; Testudinidae. The record is from RefSeq and is a predicted model, not a curated record. The transcript has 3 exons.